Molecule: messenger RNA, 720 nt
Organism: Echinostoma caproni
Lineage: Eukaryota; Metazoa; Platyhelminthes; Trematoda; Plagiorchiida; Echinostomatidae
Source: the annotation of a GenBank genome assembly
AUGGCCUAUGCAACAAGCACACAGCUGUAUAACUGGUAUUUCAGCCCGGCAGAUGUAGCUGCUCAACGUCAGGAAUGUAAUGCCGUAACGCGCAAACGUCUUGUACAAGCAGCUACGCAAACAGCAGAAUCUGGCGAAUACGUAAACGACGAGGAUAAGCUAAUUGCUCUCGAUCUGGAUGAAAAAUUUAACAUUGUAAAGCGAUACAUCUACCUCAUGAGAGCGUUGAUGAUGGGUUUCUAUUCCCGUGAGAUGAUGCUUACCUGUUUUUAUAUGGCCUGUAAAGCAACCGAUUUCCCGAUCGGGAUCCAAACAUUCAGUUAUCAUAUUCCCCGCAAUCAAGAUCACUACAGUUAUUUUAUUCUCAAUUCGGAGUUGUUUCUGCUUGAAGCCCUCAGUUACAAUUUAUGGGUAUUCACACCCUUCCGGCCAUUGCCCGGACCAAUCAUGGAUUUGAUUUCGAGUUGGGCCGCACACGGCCGCACCUCAAUGUGGAAGUGUUUGUACGCGAUGAACUGUGUGGUUGUGAUCCGAUGCAGAAACGGAAGAAGGCUUCUGAUGACGAUGCAUUGGGUUUGGGGUCGCGAUGCCCAGGAAUUAAGGCUGACAAGGCGCAGAAACGAAGCGCAUCGCCGCCAACACAAAAAUCCGAGCAGGUACCAACAGACGAGCGCUGGAAACAAUUAUCCGAGAGUGUGGAUCAUAUUCGAUCUGUGCUGA